Molecule: messenger RNA, 1194 nt
Organism: Spodoptera littoralis (African cotton leafworm)
Lineage: Eukaryota; Metazoa; Arthropoda; Insecta; Lepidoptera; Noctuidae
Source: the annotation of a GenBank genome assembly
AUGGCGGUCGUCGAAGUCAAGAGGGCACUCGCAAAGAUCGAAAAAGGGGUGGCAGACCUGGGCAAACCAGAUCGGCCACCACAGCAAGAACAAAGCCUGAAAACUUUUGCCCAGGUCGCCAGCACGCCAAAGCCCUCGAAUCAGACGAAAGGUCCGAACCACACCCUGAUCAUUUCCUCGACAGACCCCCAGCACACCGGGGACAACGUAAUAGAGAGGAUCAGGGAAGCCCUGGACUUGAAAACGACGGGAGCCAGGGUGGACGCAGUGCGCAAGGCACGAAACCAAAAAGUAGUCCUGCGAUGCGCGAGCAAAGCUGACUUGGGCUUGGUAAGAGACCAGUUCAAGUCCAACAAAGGGCUAAGGGUUCAGGAACCCAAGCCACAGAACUCGCUGGUCUGUUUGAAGGGUGUCCUCUCCAGCUACAGCGACCAGGAGAUAGCGGAUCUCCUAAUGGCACAAAAUAAACACCUGCUGCAAAAAAUCGCAGUAGGUGAACAAACCAUCAAGAUGCGAUACAGGAAGCGCGCGAGGAAUCCCCAUGAAUGCCACCCCGUAUUGGAGCUCUCUUCAAAGCUGUGGCAGUGCUUCACACAGGCACAAAAAGUCCACUCACCGCUGGAAGGGAUCAAAUUGAACUGCGAGAGCUGGUUGACCGAACCCCGGAGAGCGUGGCAGGCAGCGUACAUCGCUCAAAAGUAUCGUUACAACGUUGUCUUGGACGCGUUCUGCGGGGCUGGCGGCAAUACGAUACAAUUUGCAAUGGCAUGUAAUCGGGUUGGCACCGCAACUCAGCGCGGAUAUGGUCUUCCUGAGUCCGCCAUGGGGAGGCCCGUCGUAUUCAAAAGUAAGUGGACUUUAAAGUUUUAUUCUGAUCUUCAGCCCUGCCCCGCAACACAUUUGCCUAGACGUAGACGUAGACGUAUCGAUCCUUUAGAGAGAUUCCUAGAUCUCUGUAACUCCCUGCACAAUUUUAAAUUGGUGAUUGCAGAAUAUGACAUUGAGAUAAUGCUGGAGCCAAGACCGGCGUCAGAGCUGAUGAGAGUGGCGCGGACUAUAUCGUGCAAUGUUGAGAUAUUCCUACCGAGGAACUCUAGACCCGACCAAAUCUUAGCUCUGGCUGAAAAAAAAGUUGAGGUUGAAAAGAAUUAUAUAGGGAAAGGCCUCGUGGCCAUAACGGCAUACUACUUCUAA